AUGACAGAUCCAUCGUCUCCUUCCCCACAAGCGAUGCAAGAGCCGACUACUUCCACUGUCACAGUUGUUGAAACAGCCGAUGAGCAGGAUCAUGAGGUACCAACGCUCAAAUUAAGAUUGAGGAAACCUAAGAAUGACAAGAAAGUUCAGUGGACCACUGAAACAGUAGAUAAUGAGGAGAUGAAUAAGAAAAAAUCAAAAUGUUGUUGCAUUUACACAAAACCUAGGAAUUUUGAUGAAAGUAGUUCUGAGGAUGAAUCAGAUGACGAGUGUGAACAUUGUAAAGGCCAUAUGGAAAAGAAAAAGAAGAAAAAAACACCCACGGAAGAUACGGUUCUAGAACAUUAGGACUUUGUAAUUUAUAUGAUAUUUAUAUAUGUAUAAGGUAAUAAUGUAAUAACUAUAAAGUUGAUUGUUGCCCAUUUCUGAAUCUUAGUUUUAAGACAUUUGUUAUUCCAAGUAAAAGUUGUAGUGUUUUCCAAGAAAAUGUGAUAAAAGUGAUGUAGUAUUAUUAAAAAAUUGACUGGAAAAAAUGUGAUCUAUGUACCUAAUUGUCUGUGUAAGGGGCCGUUUAUAAAUUAUGUCACAUAUUCA
This is a messenger RNA of Zophobas morio, 594 nucleotides long. RefSeq names its product E3 ubiquitin-protein ligase PPP1R11. Gene Ontology annotation, molecular function: protein phosphatase 1 binding; protein serine/threonine phosphatase inhibitor activity. The transcript has 3 exons. Gene Ontology annotation, cellular component: nucleus. NCBI's taxonomy places the organism in Eukaryota, Metazoa, Arthropoda, Insecta, Coleoptera, Tenebrionidae. The record is from RefSeq and is a predicted model, not a curated record. The coding region runs from base 1 to 348 and encodes 115 amino acids.